Tripterygium wilfordii is the source of this 1377-nucleotide messenger RNA. RefSeq names its product dof zinc finger protein DOF2.2-like. Gene Ontology annotation, biological process: regulation of DNA-templated transcription. Bases 147 to 1133 code for a protein of 328 amino acids. The record is from RefSeq and is a predicted model, not a curated record. NCBI's taxonomy places the organism in Eukaryota, Viridiplantae, Streptophyta, Magnoliopsida, Celastrales, Celastraceae. Gene Ontology annotation, molecular function: DNA-binding transcription factor activity; DNA binding. The transcript is spliced from 3 exons.
UCUUUCUUCCUUCUUCUCCUUUAAUUAUCUUUUCCCUUUCUUUCCUUUCUUUCUUUCUUGGCUCCGCUGGUACUCUCCCUGUGAUUCUACACCACCAUUUUCUCUAAAGCCCCAUUAACCUUUACAAAAAGCAAAGGAAAAAAAACAUGGUUUUCUCCUCAUUUCCAGUCUAUUUAGAUCCUCACAAUUGGCACCAGCAGCAGCAACAACCAAAUCAACAACAAGGAAUAAUUAGUGCUCCGCAUGAUCAAACUCCACAGCUUCCAUCUCUUCCUCCUCAGCCUCCUCCGGUGGCGGCUGGUUCAGGCUCAAUCCGACCGGGGUCGUUGGCUGAUCGAGCCAGGCUAGCAAAGAUUCCACAGCCAGAAGCAGCCCUCAAGUGCCCUAGGUGUGAGUCCACCAACACUAAAUUUUGCUAUUUCAAUAACUACAACCUCUCUCAACCGCGCCAUUUCUGCAAGACAUGCCGGCGGUACUGGACUAGAGGAGGUGCCCUAAGAAAUGUUCCGGUGGGAGGCGGUUGUAGGAGGAACAAGAAGAGUAAAAACAGUGCCAAGUCAUCACCAGCCUCAUCCAGUGAGAGGCAAUUAGUAGGUGGUUCAAGCUCCACAAGUGCAAUUACUCCAGAGAUUAUCGGUCAUUUGCCUCAUCAUCAACAAGUUUCUCAUCAAUUUCCUUUUUUGGGAUCUUCGCCCAAUAUGACUCAGUAUAGUGUUGGGAAUCUUGGCUUGAAUUUUAGCGGAAUUCAGGGAAACAUUGGAGCUACAAACGGCGGUGUCGGUGGCCAAACUGAUGUGGGUUUUCAGAUAGCACCUAAUUCAGGAGGAAUGCAACAAUUUCCAUUCUUUGAGGCACAGACAGCAGGCUUGUUUUCGUUUCAAAGUGAAGGAGUACUGGAAGGAGGGUCUUCCAUGGUUGGAGAUAGCCUGCAGCUUCGGGCAAUGACUAGUACUUCAAGCUCUAGGGUUUCUCAGCUAGCUCCAGUGAAGAUGGAAGAAAACCACCAUGGGGGGUUAUCAAGGCAACUGUUGGGUAAUUUAGAGAGUAAUAAUCAGUAUAAUUGGAGUGGUGGAAAUACUUGGACGUCGGAUUUAUCAGGUCUCGGUUCUUCCUCCAAUACUCACCUGCUAUAAGAUUGAUAAUAUCUGGAUUGCAACUCUCUAACCCACCAGAAUUGGCCAAUAAUUAAGAUGGUGGAACUGGAUUAAUCUCUUCUUGAUCAGAUCACAGAUAGGGGGAUCCAAGGUAGAACUCGGGUUUUAUUUCCUAAUUAAUAAUUUGUUGCUUUUAAUUGGUUGAAGACUAUUGAAGUUGUGUUGUUAUAUAUUGUAUUUCAAUACGUGGAAUGUGUGUGAUCGUGAGAUCGUCAUUGGUGUC